Melanotaenia boesemani (Boeseman's rainbowfish) is the source of this 3317-nucleotide messenger RNA. RefSeq names its product info leucine-rich repeat, immunoglobulin-like and transmembrane domains 3a (gene lrit3a). The transcript has 3 exons. Bases 669 to 2624 code for a protein of 651 amino acids. Lineage: Eukaryota; Metazoa; Chordata; Actinopteri; Atheriniformes; Melanotaeniidae. Gene Ontology annotation, molecular function: protein binding. The record is from RefSeq and is a predicted model, not a curated record.
UACAGGCUAUUCUUAAACCGUAGUGUUUGUAAAAGUUGUUUUUAAAAAUUCUCUGGAAUGAUUGACAGACAAUUAUGACCUAUGUGAAUGAGAACAAUCUUCAAUGGGGAAACAAUCAGACUAAGUGAUGUGUAAUUAAACUAAAAUAAUUAUUAAAAGUUAAAUUUUCUCACUACAUAUUUAGUGAGAAAUACCUACACACAUUCUUAAUUGUAAAAUAAGUUAAAAUGUGAUGCAGUUUGCACAAGUAACAGUUAAAAUGGCGGGCCGCAACACCAUAAAGAUUUGAGAUUUGACAAGGCUUGUUUUAUACUGUGGCCUGGUGCCAAUCCCCUUAUACCUAAGGAAGACCUACUUUCUCGGCACGGCUGGUCCAAUUAGUGUUGAACUUUAUCUUACAACACAUCUAAAAACAACACAGAUAAGUGUGAUAAUAACUGUGGAAAAACUACAGAUAAGUAAAAGUAUAUCAGUAUCAACACUAAUAAAGUGACACAGGAUUUUAUCAGUUAAUAUCACUGCUUAAGGUGUUUCUUUCCCCUUUUAAUGAAGAUUCCUUCCCCCCACCCCCCUAUCACUCAUGAUUAGGCAAUGUUUAUGAUGACAGUGGGUAUCUCUGACCUUGGGAUCUGGGAGAUGCUCUACAGGUGGACUAGAGAUGUGUCCAUAUGAAUGGAUGGAUUAUGCUUAGAUGGAUGGAUGCACAAGUAAAUUCCUUGACAUCUCAUUGGCAGAUAUGUGAUUUCUCAAACUGCUUAUACAAGGGUGCAUUCUCAGUCAACCUUUUUCUAACUCUAACUUUAUACUUGACUUUCAGAUCUGUACUCUGCAAUGACCCAGACAUGUCUGAAAUUCCUGUUAAUGUCCCUGUGGAUACAAUCAAACUUCGUGUAGAGAAAACAGCAGUACGGCGAAUCCCAACAGAAGCUUUUUACUACCUGGUGGACCUUAGAUACCUCUGGAUUACCUACAAUUCCAUAACUACAGUAGAUACUGGAAGUUUCUACAACUUAAAAGUGCUCCAUGAGCUUAGGCUUGAUGGAAAUAUGAUCUCUAUUUUUCCUUGGGAGUCCCUCAAAGAAAUGCCCAGGCUGAAGACUCUGGAUCUUCACAACAACAGGCUCACUAAUGUUCCCACUGAGGCGAUUCCCUUCCUUCUCAACAUAACUUACUUGGAUCUAUCCAGCAACAAAUUAGCCACGCUGCCAUCUGAUCUUAUGGAUAUCUGGCCACCCUUUAAUGGAGUACCCAUCUCUUCUAAUGCCUCUCAGAAAGUCGUGUUAGGCCUUCAGGACAAUCCCUGGUUCUGCGACUGUAAAAUCUCCAAGCUCAUUGAGAUUUCUAAAAUGGCUGACACACCAGUGGUUUUGAUGGAUCUAUUUUUGACCUGUGCUGCACCAGAGAAUCUGGCAGGAGUCCUUUUUCAGCGUGCUGAGCUUGAGAACUGUGUCAAACCAUCAGUAAUGACAUCUGCAACCAAGAUCACAUCUCCUUUGGGCAGUAAUGUUCUCCUGCGAUGUGAUGCAACAGGAUCUCCAACACCAACUCUUUACUGGGCCAAGUCAGGUGGCUCACCAGUCAACAACACAGUUCAGGAGUCACCAGGAGAAGGCAUUAAGUGGUCCAUCAUGAGCUUACAUGGAAUUGAGUACAAAGACGCUGGGAACUACAGCUGCAAAGCUAAGAAUGUUGCCGGCACAGCAGAAGCCACUAUUUUUCUAUCAGUUGCUGGUACAAUGAGCACCACCAUCCCUCCAUCACAGCCUGGAAUUGGAACUGGACCAACCAACCAAGGUCCAACUCUUACUCCCCCAACAAACGUUUCCAACUCUCCAUUAACAGUGUCCACAGUCCUCCCAAGAUCAUCAACAACAUUUUCUGGGAUCCAAAAGAAGCCCAAAACAACCCCUGGUAAUGGUUCACAGAAAGGCUCAAUCAAGCAAACAAAAAAUCAGCAGGGAGGGAAUGGGAGGAAACUUGCAGCAGAUGAAAAGAGCAAGAAAAGUGAUGCAUCGCAGUCCAUCAUAGACUUAAAGAUUGUAGAGGAAACAGCUGACAGUGCAGUGUUGCUUUGGACUGCAGGUGGAUUAUUAAAUGAUGACCCACUUACAGUGGUUUAUUCACCCUAUGGUGAGGACGAUGCUAAAAGGACGGUAGAGACUAAUGCUGGCAGUGGGAAAAUGCUCCUAGAUGGACUGUCACCUGGGAUGAGAUACUCAGUUUGUCUGGUAGCAAAAGGCAGUGCUGCUGGAAAAGAUCCUUGCAUUGACUUUUACACUCUGGACAAUGUGGAGGAUGGUGGGCAGAAUCAGCUUGUCAUCAUUAUAAGCGGCAUCGCUUGUGCUUUGGUUUUGCCCCUCAUUGCUCUAUUAGUCUACAAGAUUCUCGCUCUCUAUUGCAAAGGAAGCAACACUGCUUUGGAGGAAGAGGAGCUAGAAAAAGAGAGCUAUGUCAAGUUUGAGACAAUUUCAAUGAAACAAAGGACUCUGAAUACACAUCCAACCGAGCUCUGGGCAAGAAGGCCAACUCAUGAAUCAGAGCGACUACUGCUUUGUUCUCGGUCAAGCAUUGACUCCCAGAUGACCUAUAAGAGUGACAGCUCACGGUCUGAAUAUCUCUGCUAAGGUCAAAUUCCAUGGCCAAUACCAUAACACCAUUAUAGCUAGAACAAUAUACAAAAUACCCUCUGCCUUUCAGGACAUACGCAAAACACGAUUAACUAUAAAAUCAUGAAUUCAUUUUUUAUAAACAUGUCAUUUUUUUUUUACAUCAGUGGGCUACAAACAAAGUGAUGUGAUGUGCUGACAGAAUGAUUCACUUCUGAAUAUUUAUGAUUUGAAACAGUUCAAUUGACAACAAAAAUCUCCCAGAAGGUUUAUCAAAAGAACCUCUCUUAAAAAAAAGUUUGGCUGAUAUUUUAAGUGAUGUCUUGCUUUUAAAGCCUUAUACUUCACACAGGAAUUUUUACUGUGGGGCUUCAUUUAAAAUGGUGCCCUUCAAAGAGCAUGUCAGUUAUCUGUGUAUGGUGAUAGAUGUCAAUUCCAAUGCCAAAGUUGUAAAGUGUCAGGUAUGAAUAUUGUGGGGAUCUCAUCGGAAGACCCAUAAUACGCCCCAUCUCAUCUACAGCAUCAUUGUUGCUUUAAGGAUUAAGCCAACGGUUGCCUUAGAUGUGAAAGUACUGUCGGUGUGUUUGAUAGAAUACAGUAUGUGACUCAUCCCAUAAAUAUUGCCACUAUAUAUAUGUUUAUUUGUAUACAAAUGUCUGUAAACUGAUCUGUACACUUUGGUUUUUAAUAAACUAAAUAUUUUUAAAAGCA